AUGGACAUCACCCGCCCCACCUCCGCCCUCCACCCCGGCUCCCCCCCAGAACUCACCCCAACAGAGCAAGAAGUCCUCGAGGAAUAUGAGCGGUUGGCAGAUAACAUGAAAAAACUCGCCUCCCUCCUCGACACCCUAGCCUCCAACCCCACAGUCGAAAUCCUCGAUGGCCUCCGCGAGCUCGAGCGCAAGACCUCGUUGGUUUUCACCCUCCUAAAAGCAAGUGUCUACAGCAUUGUUCUGCAGCAGGAGAUGGGCUGGGGUGGUGGGGGUGAUCAGCAACAACAACAACAACAACAACAACAUCAGGAGGGGGAUCACUUUGAUGAUGAUGAUGAUGAUGAGUGA
This is a messenger RNA of Podospora anserina S mat+, 348 nucleotides long. RefSeq lists its product as uncharacterized. Gene Ontology annotation, biological process: attachment of spindle microtubules to kinetochore. Gene Ontology annotation, cellular component: DASH complex; mitotic spindle. The record is from RefSeq and is a predicted model, not a curated record. The transcript has 2 exons. NCBI's taxonomy places the organism in Eukaryota, Fungi, Ascomycota, Sordariomycetes, Sordariales, Podosporaceae. Bases 1 to 348 code for a protein of 115 amino acids.